Molecule: messenger RNA, 1740 nt
Organism: Gordionus sp. m RMFG-2023
Lineage: Eukaryota; Metazoa; Nematomorpha; Gordioida; Chordodea; Parachordodidae
Exons: 1
Coding region: 1-1740 (579 amino acids)
Source: RefSeq, a predicted model, not a curated record
AUGAAUUAUUGGUAUAGGGAUAAAUUGCCUGGAAUUGAAACCUUUUUGGGGGGAGAAAGGGGAUUUGGAGGAGAUAUCGGGGGGAAUUCUAGGGGAGAUAUCGGGGGAAAUUAUAGGAGAGAUAUCGGGGGGAAUUUUAGGGGAGAUAUCGGGGGAAAUUAUAGGAGAGAUAUCGGGGGGAAUUUUAGGAGAGGUAUCGAGGGGGGGGGAAUUAUAGGGGAGAAAUCGGGGGGAAUUUUAGGAGCGAUAUCGGGGGGAAUUAUAGGGGAGAAAUCGGGAGGAAUUAUAGGGGAGAAAUCGGGGGGAAUUUUAGGGGCGAAAUCGAGGGGAAUUAUAGGGGAGAAAUUGGGGGGAAUUUUAGGGGCGAUAUCGGGGGGAAUUUUAGGGGAGAUAUCGGGGGAAAUUAUAGGAGAGAUAUCGGGGGGAAUUUUAGGGGAGAUAUCGGGGGAAAUUAUAGGAGAGAUAUCGGGGGGAAUUUUAGGAGAGGUAUCGAGGGGGGGGGGAAUUAUAGGGGAGAAAUCGGGGGGAAUUUUAGGGGCGAUAUCGGGGGGAAUUAUAGGGGAGAAAUCGGGAGGAAUUAUAGGGGAGAAAUCGGGGGGAAUUUUAGGGGCGAAAUCGAGGGGAAUUAUAGGGGAGAAAUUGGGGGGAAUUUUAGGGGCGAUAUCGGGGGGAAUUUUAGGGGAGAUAUCGGGGGAAAUUAUAGGAGAGAUAUCGGGGGGAAUUUUAGGAGAGGUAUCGAGGGGGGGGGGAAUUAUAGGGGAGAAAUCGGGGGGAAUUUUAGGGGCGAUAUCGGGGGGAAUUUUAGGGGAGAUAUCGGGGGAAAUUAUAGGAGAGAUAUCGGGGGGAAUUUUAGGGGAGAUAUCGGGGGAAAUUAUAGGAGAGAUAUCGGGGGGAAUUUUAGGAGAGGUAUCGAGGGGGGGGGGAAUUAUAGGGGAGAAAUCGGGGGGAAUUUUAGGAGCGAUAUCGGGGGGAAUUAUAGGGGAGAAAUCGGGAGGAAUUAUAGGGGAGAAAUCGGGGGGAAUUUUAGGGGCGAAAUCGAGGGGAAUUAUAGGGGAGAAAUUGGGGGGAAUUUUAGGGGCGAUAUCGGGGGGAAUUUUAGGGGAGAUAUCGGGGGAAAUUAUAGGAGAGAUAUCGGGGGGAAUUUUAGGAGAGGUAUCGAGGGGGGGGGGAAUUAUAGGGGAGAAAUCGGGGGGAAUUUUAGGAGCGAUAUCGGGGGGAAUUAUAGGGGAGAAAUCGGGAGGAAUUAUAGGGGAGAAAUCGGGGGGAAUUUUAGGGGCGAAAUCGAGGGGAAUUAUAGGGGAGAAAUUGGGGGGAAUUUUAGGGGCGAUAUCGGGGGGAAUUUUAGGGGAGAUAUCGGGGGAAAUUAUAGGAGAGAUAUCGGGGGGAAUUUUAGGGGCGAUAUCGGGGGGAAUUUUAGGAGCGAUAUCGGGGGGAAUUAUAGGGGAGAAAUUGGGGGGAAUUUUAGGGGCGAUAUCGGGGGGAAUUUUAGGGGAGAUAUCGGGGGAAAUUAUAGGAGAGAUAUCGGGGGGAAUUUUAGGAGAGGUAUCGAGGGGGGGGGGAAUUAUAGGGGAGAAAUCGGGGGGAAUUUUAGGGGCGAUAUCGGGGGGAAUUUUAGGAGCGAUAUCGGGGGGAAUUAUAGGGGAGAAAUCGGGGGGAAUUUUAGGGGAGAAAUCGGGGGAAAUUAUAGGGGAGAUAUCGGGGGGAAUUAUAGGGGAGAAAUCGAGGGGGGAGGAAUUAUAG